This is a messenger RNA of Desarmillaria tabescens, 1686 nucleotides long. RefSeq lists its product as uncharacterized. The record is from RefSeq and is a predicted model, not a curated record. Lineage: Eukaryota; Fungi; Basidiomycota; Agaricomycetes; Agaricales; Physalacriaceae. The transcript has 2 exons. Bases 114 to 1385 code for a protein of 423 amino acids.
CGUGCCCCUUCAUCCUAACAAGAAUUUAAACGAGUUCCUUGCGUCAGCCUUGCAUCGUUGCUUUCUUACAACAACAGCACACAUCCAUCGACCAUACCUACCUCCUAACGUCCAUGUCUGUUUCCACUACCACCCAACGUUGCUUUCCCACCGAACUCAUCGAGGAAAUCCUUAACCACGUUAAUUGUCUUCCUGCCAAAGACAUUCGAAGUAUUCUUGACCACCCUGUAGAGGGAUACAAGGGCUGGCGCGUUGCUACCCUGACCUCCUGCUCAUUGGUCUGCAGAGCCUGGCUCCCACGUAGCCGAUACCAUCUCUUCAGAUCGAUCUACAUCUUACACGAAGAUCAUGCACAUUUCUUACAACUCAUUGCCAGCCCAUUCUGCUCCUUCAUCCAUUCCAUCCGCACUAUUUACUUUAGACGACAACACCUACAAGAGACUAUAUACGGUUCCGAGGACGGAUUGCCAAAGGAUCACCCGGAGGACUCGGAGGCGCAUUGGCUGCACAAAGCACUUCCCACUCUCCCUCUCUCCGUGUUCACAAAUAUUCAGAAGCUGCGCAUCCCUGAUGCUAAGUUCAACCUAAUGUCAGAGGAGGAUUUUAUGAACACCCUGUCCGAAUUAUCCCUCUCCACUACGCUCACACAUUUGGCUCUCAACUCUUGCAUUUUCUCUACCCUCGACCAAAUUAUCCAGACCCUGUGCUCGUGCAGAGCGUUAAACUCCCUGUCUCUGAGAUACCCCGAACUCAAAGAAAAACCGACACCCGAAGAUAUGCUUUUUCAGUUUCAAAAUGCUACACUCCCUACAUCUUUGUCAUCCCUGAUGAUCAGCAUUCUCGAAAUUUCUAAUAUUGAUUGGAUAUUAAAGAUCAUGUCCAUGGUCGGCGCAUCGCUAAAGUAUUUGAGUAUACACAUAGUGCCUAGCAUGAUAACCUCAUAUGAUGAUGCCAUUGACGAGGUCUGCCGUGCAAUCAACUUUGACUACCAUCCGAAUCUCGAGUCCAUUGCAUUCGAUUCGCUAUGUACAAGCGAUUUAUGGCUUGGGAUGAGCACUCGGCAUAUUCCUGCAAUCCUCCAAAAAAUCACCUCGUCGUCUAUCAGGGAGGUCGUUUUGACACUCAGCGAUAGCUGUUUGAGCAUUUAUGAUCCGGCUGAUCUGGAUGCUAUCGAUUGGGCAUCGAUCAGCGAGGUUCUUAGCCAGGACAGCUAUUCGAAUUUGGAGACAAUACAUGUGCUCAAAGUAAGUUAUUGCUUAUAUGAGAAGGCGAUGGAUAUAAUCGCGGAACGGAUGAAAGGCCUAUUGACGAAGAAAAAUAUGUCUAUAGACAUUGUGCUUUGGGACGAUAGAGAAACAGUCAUGAUGCCGCGUUUUGGAUGGUAGUAUGUUGUUACAAUCUUACGUAGACACAGGUAGAGGGAUUCUUACCGAAGAUAUAUAUAAGAGUAUGUGAAGCCCAGUUCUCCUACCUUCAUAUUGAGUGGUGGCACGACGACGGUAAGAUCGUACGAUUCCUUUCAGUCUCGAGUGGUCGAUCUGUUACGAAUACUGGCGAUGGAACUUCAUAGGAGAGUGUCCAAAGUCAUCAGCUGCCCUGACACAGCGAUGUCGACUUCAAUCUCUUCCAUCAUUGACGAAAGCGUAAUACCUGUACAAGAGGUGCGCGGACACUUGAGUGUACGAG